This is a messenger RNA of Pomacea canaliculata, 1467 nucleotides long. RefSeq lists its product as uncharacterized. Lineage: Eukaryota; Metazoa; Mollusca; Gastropoda; Architaenioglossa; Ampullariidae. The transcript is spliced from 2 exons. Bases 613 to 1080 code for a protein of 155 amino acids. The record is from RefSeq and is a predicted model, not a curated record.
ACUACGAUACAAGUUUUCAAAUUUUAUCUACUUAUGUCUCUAUUUAUUAUUUAUUGGUGCAUGCUUGGUUCUCCAAUCUUAGAAACUUUCCAGCGUGGUGUCGUGACAGGCUGCGUGGCUGAUUACUGAGAGCGGAAGUUUUUUACGCGCAUGCGUCUCGAUGACAUCCGAAGUGUAAGAUCAGCGUUAGCGCCACCUCCGCUUCCCCUUUCUUUGGUGUUCUUAGUGUUCUCACACACACACACACCGCCCUCCCCCUCCUUCCACCUCACCUUCCCUGACAUGAUGUUUGCAUCUUGGUGAUGCUUGGCCACAACAAGCCGACAGCUGUCAUUGGCAGAGGGAAGAGUGCCAGACCACUCCUCCCGCGAAUAAGUAGUUCUUCAGCGCUGACACCUAUAAAUUUCCUCUUUAAGAAUUUGAGAAUGCUUUCGUAUAGUCCAGCAUUUUCUAGGUAGACAACUUUUGUUUUCUUUCAGUCAGUAUAGCAGACAAAACUACAGCUGAUAAAAACAACAACAACUUAGACAAAGAAUUACUAGCGACAAAGAAACGGCGAGAAAGGACUGCAGCUCUGUUAGUGAGGUGAAACAGGAUCACAAGGAACAGAAAAUGGCUGUGAGGGCAAUGGCCGUCCUCGCUGUCUUGCUGGGGUUAAUGAUGCCGUCUGCAACGUCCGGCUGCUCGUGUCCGUCCUGUAACUAUGGGGAUCCUGUCCAGAAUUGCGAGUGCUGCGUCUUCAGACAGUUUGGCAAGCGGGGGACGGCUGUCAGGGUGCUGGCAUCCCCCUCGUUCCCUGCGCAGAACCCUGGUCUGGACAUCUCGUCAUCAAACAUUGUGCUGCCCGCUGACCUCGAGGUCAACUUUGGACAAGGCCUCCGACGACAGCGCAUCGACGACGACAUCGAAGCUGCUGGCGUGCGUUCAGUGAUCGACUACAGAGCAUUGUCGACAGCCCCACGAAGACUGGACAACGACCUCUCACCAGCAUCAGCAGCAGCUAACAGAAAGGACCAUCUGAUCAAGUUUCUGGACAUUCUACAGAUGAACCCAGACAAAGAGGAUCUCGACUCUUUCUAAAGCUCUGAUCCUGUUACUGACAUUUUCUACUCCCAGAAGAUGCAGACUUUCUCGAAACGUAGAAACAAGGGAAAUAAACAAAAUGUAUAAUUCUUGAUUGCACAGUUUUAAAAGGAUAAAUAAACUUUUGGAGUCUGGGAAAAUCUUAUUUUCACACUACAGGAUUCUAGCUUAAAAAUAAUUGAGAGUAUUAUUUUUUUUAAAAUGAAACGAAUCGUCGCGAAAGGAAGAUGGUAAUCUCUCAUUUUCAAAAUUAUAAAUAAUAAAUGAAUCUCCCAUGAUGUGCAGCUUGCAAUUAGAUGCACUGUUACUGAGUCAAACACUCCGACAGUGUUCUUCCAUGUAGACAAAUAACAUAGAGUUGUAACGAAACAAUAAAAUAUUUUU